This is a messenger RNA of Solanum pennellii, 1328 nucleotides long. Its product is annotated as probable WRKY transcription factor 30. Gene Ontology annotation, molecular function: transcription cis-regulatory region binding; DNA-binding transcription factor activity. Gene Ontology annotation, cellular component: nucleus. Gene Ontology annotation, biological process: regulation of DNA-templated transcription. Bases 1 to 1137 code for a protein of 378 amino acids. The record is from RefSeq and is a predicted model, not a curated record. NCBI's taxonomy places the organism in Eukaryota, Viridiplantae, Streptophyta, Magnoliopsida, Solanales, Solanaceae. The transcript is spliced from 3 exons.
AUGGUUAACCAACAACUCUGUCUCUCCCCUGUCUUUGUAUUAUUUCAAACGUUCGAGUUGAUUUCUCAAAUGGACAAUUACGGAGCUGAUAAUAACAGUCACGAGAUUAAUAGACUUGUAGGUCAUGAAUUAACUCAAGGAAGGGAUCUAGUUCAACAGCUUCAACUUCAUCUUAAUGCUCCUAACUAUAAUUCAUCGUCUUCGUCCGAAAACACUAGGGAAUUUUUGCUUCAUAAUAUCCAGUCCAAAUUUGAUAGGGCGCUGUCCUUGCUACAAUGUAACACUAUUAACGGAGACAACUCUAAUUCAUUACUACCACCUUCUAAUUCCCCUGCUAUUCCGAUUAUUGGAAUGUCUGAUUCUCCGCGAUCAAGUGAAGAUUCUGAUCGUGAUCUUGAGCCUAAAGAGCAUCAUGCAACACGCAAGAGAAAAAGCAGUACACCGCGUUGGAUUAAGCAAGUUCAUAUUCAACCAGGGGCGCCAAUUGAAGGGACUCUUGAUGAUGGUUAUAGUUGGAGAAAAUAUGGACAGAAAGAUAUUCUUGGUGCUAAACAUCCGAGAGGUUAUUACAGAUGUACACUUCGACAUGUCCAAGGUUGUUUGGCUAUGAAACAAGUUCAAAGAUCCGAUGAAGAUCCCAACAUUUUCGAAGUCACGUAUCGAGGAAGGCACACUUGUAAUCAAGGUGGUGGUGCUAGUGUCAGUAAUGUGAAUCCAGCACCACCACCUUUACCUUUGCCUUUAGUAAUACAUCAAAUUCAAGAACCAAACAUAGGAAAUCACGAACAAUAUCAACAACUUAAUCAAAAUUCAAAUGAAAUUCUCUUGAAUUUUCAAAAAAGCCUUAGUAUCUCCAAAGACGACUUCAACUUCAAAAAUACUCAUCAUGAUCAACCUAACAAUGUGCCAUAUAUACCCUCGUUUAAUAAUUACCCUUCAUCGUCGUCCAACGAUCAUCAAGAUUACAACUUUUUGAAUAAUUCUUCCACAAUUCCAAACAACAACUUUGUGGAGAGUUUUCCCCCUUCCUUUAAUAACAUGUCUACAGGAACUUCUCAGCAAAAUGAGGCAGAUUACCAAUUUAACUCAAUGGGAUUUGAAUCAAACUUCCCAUAUGAUUAUCAGAGAUUCUCUUAAUUCCUAAUUAAUCUUCUAAGAAAGUAACUUAAUUAACUCAAGGUCAUGAUGAAUCAAGGACAAUUUUGCAACCAAUUUGUUACUAGCUAAGCAAGGCAUUAGCACUUUUAAUUAUUAGAUGUUUCAGUUUAACCAUUUGCUAAUAAUUAUGAUGAUAAUAUUUAUUUUUGUUUUCAUGUGGUCAUCUUUAA